AGGACGGGGAAAAAUCCGAGGGGCCUCUUGGCACACUAUUCACCGGUUAGUAGCUUGGUAGCUGGAAAGAAGUAGUCACCUUUUAGAUCUUCGAAGGCCAACCGCACCGACACCGACAUUGUAUGCAGUUUUCCAUACGUGUUUCCGAGUGUGAGCGUUUUGGGACGGAGAGAUCCAACCGCGGACAGCAACCCCCCAUUCGCUGUCGUAUUGCACAGGGUUAAUAAAGUGAGAGCGAAAAAUCUACCCCCAAAACGGCGGAGGCAGAACUAUUUAACUAGCAGCUAGCAGUGAACGUGAGCUUUUUUUCGCUCGAAGGAGAACUUGGAGAGCAAACGGAGAGCCCGAGAGCUUUUAUAAAGUGCGAUGUUGUUUUUAUUUGUACGUUAAUUUAUUGAACUUCUUCUACCGGGUUGUGUCGCGGGUCUUGCGCAAACCCCCGCCGUUUUCGUGGUUUCGUGUUCUUAGCUGCGAUCAUCUUCGAUUCUGCAAAACAGCACGAUAGAAAGCACAGUCGACAAGUGUGGAUCCUUGUUGUUCAGUGUGAUCGCCCGAUCGAUGUGGAAACGUGAUCCGAUUUCCGCCGAUUCAAUGAACGCCGGUUAGACUGUGAGCUCAGUGAGUCAGUGUUGGUGCCUUGAAAAUACGUUUAGAACUCGUUCGCAGCAGUCAGUCGUGAUCUGUAGCUUGAUCGGGCAAGAGCCGUGCGGUACAGGUUGAUCCUGCAGCAUCAUUAUCCUGCAACGUUGCAACGUUAGGGAAAGAAAUAAAGAAAAAAAAACAAACGUACGCACACUUCCCAAGUGAUCCAACAGCUGAUUGAACGCGGUGCGGGUGUUUUACCGGCAGCUGGUGACCGAAUUUUGGCGCCCUAUUUUAUUGCAUCCGUAAGGGGGGUGGUGAAUCGCGCUAGCUACCUACCGCAAGAAUAUUUUCGCAGCUGCGCACUGGUGGGCUCUGUGUGUAUCCGGUGCACCAGCCGUGUGUGAUUCGUAGUGUUUAUCAGUUGAUUAGGAAUGCAAUCGAACUGAACGAACGAAUUCGAACCACACGAAACCACGGAUUUGCUCGAGAGCUUAAGACCAAGUGCAAUUUUUCUUGAAACCCAGUUUGAAGACCCGCUGUGUUCGCGUACUUUUAAAUGUGAUAAUCUACGAAUGCGCUUCCUUGUAUCCAAUACUUCCGAGAAACGGCGUUUGUAAUCUUCCUGUAGAACUAGCCAUAGUUAGUCUUAGAGCAACAUCGACACAACCAACAGUCAAACGUAAACAGUGAACUAUUUUAAAUAGUACAUAAGAAAAUCUUCUGAAAUACACACACAAAAAUGACGACCGUCAACGAAACAACGUCCUCCAACUAUUGGGACUUUCUGUUCACCGAGCUGGCAGACCCGCGGACGAACCACUGGCCGCUGAUUUCGUCCCCGGUGCCCGGUCUCACCAUCAUCGCCAGCUAUCUGUACUUCGUGCUCAACUUCGGACCGAAAUAUAUGGCCAACCGGAAGCCGUUCCAGAUGCAGAAACUGCUGGUGGUGUACAACUUCCUGCAGGUGCUAGUCAGUGUGUACUUGUUUUUCGAGGGUCUGGACGGUGCCUGGCUGCGACACUACAGCUGGCGAUGCCAGCCGGUGGAUUGGACCGAGUCACCGAUGGCAAUGCGGGUUGCCCGAGGAUGCUACGUGUAUUUCCUGGCGAAAAUUUCCGAACUGCUGGACACAGUGUUCUUCACGCUGCGCAAAAAGGACAACCAGAUCAGCUUUCUGCAUCUGUACCAUCACACCGUGAUGCCAAUGAUCUCCUGGGGUGCCACCAAGUACUUCCCGGGUGGACACGGAACGUUUAUAGGAGUGAUCAACUCGUUCGUCCACAUUGUGAUGUACACUUACUAUAUGUUUGCUGCCAUGGGCCCACAAUUCCACAAAUACCUUUGGUGGAAGAAAUACAUCACUGAUUUGCAAAUGAUCCAAUUCGGAAUGGCCUUCAUCCACUCUGCCCAGCUGCUGUGGACCGAUUGUGGCUAUCCGCGUUGGUCCGUGUGCUUCACGCUGCCAAAUGCCAUUUUCUUCUACAUGCUCUUUAACGAUUUCUACAAGAAGACCUACGGCAUCAAGAGGGCUGCCCGGCUGGCAGCGGCCAAGCGGCUAGCGGAGGAGGAAAAACUGCGACGCGAGAGCGCAGGAAAACUCGCCGACAAAGAACUGUAAAUUUUCCCGAUUCGAACCCCAGAUACCACCAAUUUCACCACCGUAGGUUUAUCACUUACUUUUCCCAGUUCCGAAAAAAAACGAAAUUGCAGAAGAAAAAAAAAACACUAAACAA
Messenger RNA from Wyeomyia smithii (pitcher-plant mosquito), 2318 nucleotides. RefSeq names its product elongation of very long chain fatty acids protein AAEL008004-like. Bases 1325 to 2203 code for a protein of 292 amino acids. Gene Ontology annotation, biological process: sphingolipid biosynthetic process; very long-chain fatty acid biosynthetic process; fatty acid elongation, saturated fatty acid. Lineage: Eukaryota; Metazoa; Arthropoda; Insecta; Diptera; Culicidae. Gene Ontology annotation, cellular component: endoplasmic reticulum membrane. The record is from RefSeq and is a predicted model, not a curated record. The transcript is spliced from 6 exons. Gene Ontology annotation, molecular function: fatty acid elongase activity.